This is a messenger RNA of Corvus hawaiiensis (hawaiian crow), 1973 nucleotides long. It is a transcript of the gene NFIC, whose product is annotated as nuclear factor I C. The transcript is spliced from 11 exons. Gene Ontology annotation, molecular function: RNA polymerase II cis-regulatory region sequence-specific DNA binding; DNA-binding transcription factor activity, RNA polymerase II-specific. The record is from RefSeq and is a predicted model, not a curated record. NCBI's taxonomy places the organism in Eukaryota, Metazoa, Chordata, Aves, Passeriformes, Corvidae. Gene Ontology annotation, cellular component: nucleus. Bases 308 to 1816 code for a protein of 502 amino acids. Gene Ontology annotation, biological process: regulation of transcription by RNA polymerase II.
CGGCCCCCCGCCCGGAGCAUGGCCCCCGGCAGCGCGACGGAGCCGGAGCGAGGGUGACCGCCCGCGGGGGACACUGUGCUCUGCCGCUGGCCUCGGAGGACUUUUAUUAUAAUUACCAUCAUUGUUAUUAUUGUUAUUAUUAUUGGGGUUUUAAUUUUUUAAUUCUUUCGCGGGGCAGCGGUUUUUUUUUUCUCCUCCUUCGGCGCGGUGGAAAACACACGUUUUAGACCAAAAUCCCAAACCAGCCCAUCCAUCCUCUUUGCUUUGCGCUUCGCAGCAACUUGGAGCCCGUUAAUUGCACUUGGCGAUGGAUGAGUUCCACCCCUUCAUUGAGGCGCUGCUCCCCCACGUCAGGGCCUUCGCCUACACCUGGUUCAACCUGCAGGCCCGCAAGCGCAAGUACUUCAAGAAGCAUGAGAAGAGGAUGACGAAGGAUGAGGAGAGGGCGGUGAAGGACGAGCUGCUGAGCGAGAAGCCGGAGGUGAAGCAGAAAUGGGCCUCGCGCCUCCUGGCCAAGCUGCGCAAGGACAUCCGGCCCGAGUGCCGCGAGGACUUCGUGCUCUCCAUCACAGGCAAGAAGCCCUCGUGCUGCGUCCUCUCCAACCCCGACCAGAAAGGCAAGAUGCGCCGCAUCGACUGCCUGCGGCAGGCGGACAAGGUGUGGCGGCUGGACCUGGUUAUGGUCAUCCUCUUCAAAGGGAUCCCGCUGGAGAGCACCGACGGCGAGCGCCUGGUCAAGUCGGGCCAGUGCAGCAACCCCAUCCUCUGCGUCCAGCCCCACCACAUCAGCGUCUCCGUCAAGGAGCUCGACCUCUACCUGGCGUACUUCGUCCGUGAGAGAGAUGCAGAGCAGAGCAGCAGCCCCCGGACAGGCAUUGGCUCGGACCAGGAGGACAGCAAACCCAUCACGCUGGAUUCGACAGACUUCCAGGAAAGCUUCGUCACCUCGGGGGUGUUCAGUGUCACCGAGCUCAUCCAGGUGUCCCGGACGCCAGUGGUGACGGGCACGGGGCCAAACUUCUCCCUGGGAGAGCUGCAGGGCCACCUGGCCUAUGACCUGAACCCCUCCAGCACCGGCAUGAGGAGGACACUGCCCAGCACCUCCUCCAGUGGGAGCAAACGGCACAAGUCGGGGUCCAUGGAGGAUGACAUCGACACCAGCCCUGGGGGCGAGUACUACACCUCCUCCAACUCCCCCACCAGCAGCAGCCGCAACUGGACAGAAGACAUGGAAGGGGGCAUCUCCCCAACCGUGAAGAAGACAGAGAUGGACAAGUCCCCCUUCAACAGCCCAUCGCCCCAGGACUCCUCGCCCCGGCUGAGCAGCUUCACGCAGCACCACCGUCCCGUCAUCGCUGUGCACAGUGGUAUCGCCCGAAGCCCGCACCCAUCGUCUGCGCUGCAUUUCCCCACCACCUCCAUCCUUCCCCAGACGGCCUCCACCUACUUCCCGCACACGGCCAUCCGGUAUCCGCCUCAUCUCAACCCGCAGGACCCGCUCAAAGACCUUGUCUCGCUGGCCUGCGACCCGUCCAACCAGCAGCCCGGACCGUUAAAUGGAAGUGGUCAAGUGAAAGUGCCCAGCCACUACCUGCCCACGCAGAUGCUGGCGCCGCCACCUCCCCCCGGCAUGCCCCGCUUGGCCGUCUCUCCUGACACCAAAUCCACCACGACAACUUCCGAGGGAGGGACGACCUCGCCGACAUCACCCACCUACUCUGCACCAGGCACGCCCCCUGCGAACCGUUCCUUCGUGGGAUUAGGACCAAGGGAUCCUGGGAGUAUCUAUCAGGCACAGUCCUGGUACCUGGGAUAACCGCCGCCGUGCCGCCCCUUCGCCUCCCUUCUCCUCUGCUUUAGGCACCCCCAGAGGAACAUCCCCGUCCCCGAGCACCAGGCCCAGCCUUGCGGUGACGACGGAGAGCGCGGCCUCACGACGACGACGACGACGACGACAAGCAAAACCCACACCC